Molecule: messenger RNA, 1273 nt
Organism: Notodromas monacha
Lineage: Eukaryota; Metazoa; Arthropoda; Ostracoda; Podocopida; Cyprididae
Source: the annotation of a GenBank genome assembly
AUGCUGGCACGACAUCUACCCUCGCUGGAAUCACACCUGCGACGGGCAGCGACAUCUUCCGUGCAGGACUCGGAGUGGCUGACCCCGGCUGCGCCUCGAGCCGUGCGCGACAAGGAACUCGCCACUCUGGCGCGGUUCAUCAAAAAGUUGCGCACUCAACAGUGCACCAAUGUCGUUGAUGGUGCUACUGCUGAUGGUACUCAUGGUCGUCAUCGAGGCUCGGAUAAUUACGCAGGACACAUGAUGAGACAAGCAUCAUCGCCAGCAGAUGACGAGGGCGACACUCCAGUCAUCAUCAAUGGGCAGAAAGUGGCCAAUAGGAACUUGGCACCCUGGAUGGUGUACCUGGAAGCCCUGAAUUCGGGCAUCUGUGGGGGGUCACUCAUCACCAACCAGGUCAUCCUCACAGCUGCUCAUUGUGUCACCUCCAAAGAUGCUACAACAGGAGUGCUGACCAAAGCCAGUUCAGUUUCUUACACCAUCGGAGGACUGACUUCCUUAUCAGGGGAUGAAAGCGCAGAAACUGGGGAAUUCACAGGCACACAAACAGCAAAUGGGAUCAAGGUGCACGAGCAAUACACGGAAUCGGAUUUGAGGUACGACUUGGCACUCGUCAAGCUGGCGACUCCCAUAGCAGCUACGACAUCUACCAUCAGCCCAAUCACACUCGCCGCCCCGGAUUUCAACGCGGAAGGACUUGGUGUCACUGUCAUCGGCUGGGGAGUCACUCAGACGGGAGAUGUUAGUGCUGAUCUACUGUCAGCCGCAACAGAUGUGCGGUCGAACGCUGUUUGCGAGUCCUACUGGAAUUGUCCAGGGCAAACUGCGAACUAUGACUCUGGCUUUCAGCUCUGCUUCUCUGGACACGGCAUCAAUGGAGUCUGUUCUGGUGACAGUGGGGGUCCAGUGGUGACCCAAUUGGGCAGUUCAGCAGUGCAACUAGCAGUGAAUUCAUUUGUGAGACCAGGAACUGCCGAUGCUGGACCUUGCCCAGUAGUGACAAACAAGAGCAAGAUGUCUGCUGCAUUCCUGCAAUUCUUCCGCGCCAUUUUUGGCACAGGAACCCGCGCUGCUUCGGAAUGCGGCAUAAACACGCCGGCAGUUGGUCCGAAAAUUGCUGCACACAGGAAUUGGAUCGACACCAAUGCUGCCAAUCUUGCUGCAUAAACAUUUUGAUUCAAAUCCUGACACUGAUUGCGAUGGUUUGCGCGAGAGAAAAAAAAAUUCAGCAGAGGCGCAUUGCGAAAUUGAAUAAAAAUCGGAAAGAAGAGAA